Molecule: messenger RNA, 1956 nt
Organism: Anoplopoma fimbria (sablefish)
Lineage: Eukaryota; Metazoa; Chordata; Actinopteri; Perciformes; Anoplopomatidae
Gene: slc25a35
Product: solute carrier family 25 member 35
Exons: 5
Coding region: 102-998 (298 amino acids)
Source: RefSeq, a predicted model, not a curated record
UCCAUCGUUAGUGUGUGUACAGUAUAUAACAAGAGGAGUCCUCUGCCAUGAAGGACAGGUCGGACUGCUAGCAGGCCGGGUAACUCAGCCGGACAGCCGCGAUGGACUUCGUGCUGAGCGGGGCGGCGGCGUGCGGCGCCUGCCUGUUCACCAACCCGCUGGAGGUCGUCAAGACGCGAAUGCAGCUUCAGGGAGAGCUCAAGAGCCGGGGCUCCUACCAAGUUUACUAUCGCAAUGUCUUCCACGCGUUUUACACCAUCGGCAAAGUGGACGGACUGGCCGGUUUGCAGAAAGGACUGGUGCCCGGGCUGGUGUAUCAGUUUUGUAUGAAUGGAAUCAGACUCGGCUCGUACGCCGUCAUUGAGUCCUCUGGAUACAUCCACACUAACGGGAGGGUCAGCGCGGCCAAAACCACGUUAGCAGGGGCUGUGGCCGGGGUGGUGGGAGCCGUGAUGGGAAGUCCCGUGUACUUGGUUAAGACUCAUCUGCAGAGUCAGUCUACCUCCUCGAUUGCAGUGGGUCAUCAACACAAACACCAGGGGAUGAUCCACGCUCUGGCAGCCAUCUACAAGCAGCAUGGCAUUCUGGGACUGUGGAGGGGCUCUAGUGCUGCUGUACCAAGGGUCAGCGUGGGAUCAGCUGCACAACUUUCCACCUUCUCCUCCUCCAAGGAGCUUGUGGUUGACCUAGAGCUGUUCCCAAAGGGCAGCUGGUUGGUGGCACUAACGGCCGGCAUGAUCAGCAGCGUGGUGGUGGUGAUGGCUAUGACGCCUUUUGAUGUAGUGAGCACACGGCUCUACAACCAGCCUGUGGAUCAUUUGGGCAAGGGGCAGCUUUAUAAAGGAUUUGCUGACUGCUUCUCUAAGACCCUAAGGAAGGAAGGCUUGAUGGGACUCUACAAAGGCUUGGGAGCUUCUUAUUUCCGGCUCGGCCCACACACCAUUCUGUCUUUGUUCUUCUGGGAUGAACUGCGCAAACUGUACCAGCAGUUCAGAUAACACCAGGAGAAUGGGUAACUCAUUAAGCUCUGAGUGCUUAGGCUAAAUGAGUCCUGAUUUAAUGAGGAUGCUGUUAUAAGGUUAAAGAAAAAACAGGAGUUGGCCGUCUUUCUUGAUGGGAAAGAGAAAGGGCAAAGGUCACAUUUUACACUCCAAAAAGAAAACAUUAGUAUCUAGGAAGAAGGUGAAAAUGUAAAAGCCUCAUAUGUACACAGAUAUCAUGAUAACCUGCAUAGGAACUUAAAGGAUAACGUAAUACUGUAUGUCAAGCACUUGGCUAUGCCAUUCAAAAAUAUAUAAAUAAUCUACCCUGGCCAUAAUUCUCUAACCUCUGGAGAAAGCAUGAAAUGUGGCCCACAGUUUGAGAAAAUGAAUGGAUUGUGCCAACAGCCACAAGAGUGCCACAAAAACUCUAAUAUAAAAUGCUUGGUCCAAACUUACCAGGUGGCAGCUGCUCCAUGCUUCAUUUUUAACUCAUCACACUGGCAGUAAAAUGUAUCUUUGACUGUAUUAAUGGGACAAGACUACCUCCAAGUUCUUUAUGAUUUUACUUUGUAAGUUUAGAGCCAGAGACUGUCGUACCUACAUGUAGAAACAGAGUGCAGUGCAUCUUAAACACCAGCAUUUCUUAAUGCUUUAUGUUUGCUUAUUUUUAUAGGGAUGGAUGCAAAAAUCCAAUUGUUACUGAAAAGAUUAAUGUCAUAUAGCAUUUGCCUAUAGCCUGAGCUAAUUUGCAUCGCUUACGCUUUUCUAAAAGAAUAAUUACAUAGUGCAAUAGAGAAAACAUGAUGAAACCCAAACAAUGAAUAGAUUAAACUAAUUAACAGAGCAAAGUUUCACUGUGUCACUGGGCCCCUUUAAGAGACUAGUUAUAUAUUGACACGUGUUUUAUGAAAUAUAAAGAAGAUUUGAUAACCGAUACAUUUAUUUUAUGUUGCUGGGGGUUAACCUACCUGUU